UCAGUCAUGAACAAGAUCAUCGUCUAUGAUGGGCAAAACUUCGAGGGCAUCAGCAGAGAGUUCACCAGUGAUGUCCCGAAUUUAACUGAUGAGAAUUUUAACAACUGCAUCUCCUCUCUGAAGGUCAUCGGGAAUCCAUGGGUGGCGUACAAAGAUACAAAUUUCACUGGUGAACCGACCAUCUAUGAGGAUGGAGAAUACCCCAAUGUGUACUACGAUAAUGACUUAUCUUCACUCGAACUGGUGACAGAGAACUUGGAUGAUCCUCAGAUCACACUGUAUGAAGAGGAAAACUACAAAGGCCGGAGCCUCAUCGUCAAACAUGAGACCAACCUGCUUUACGGCACUUUUAAUGAUACAGCAUCUUCUCACAAGGUGCAGAGAGGAGCCUGGGCUCUGUAUCAGCACAGGGACAGGGGCGGGUACGUCCGGGUGGCCAGAGCUGGUCAUGAUAUGCCUAAGUACGAGUGGUUCGACAACCGUCUGACUUACCUCUGUCCUCUUAAAGCAGGCCACCCCAGUAUUAAAGCUGAAGUUGAAUGGGACAAAAUGAAAGAGCAUGAAAAAACAGUUACACUCGUCUCCAUCACUGGUAUAAAUAAUGGAUCAGAGAAACAAUCCCUCAACACUGAGCUGAAUCGAGAGUUCAGGGGAUACGUCAAUGAAAGCUUUAAAUUUAGCGAAUCCUCACAGAUUGGUGUGGGAACCAAGUUUGAAAUAAUAGUGUCUGAUGUUAAAACAAAGAAAACCUUCAAUGUCAGAGACACCUUUCCAGUGGAGAAGGGCAGCAGCAACACCAGAACCACAACUGAGGGAAUCAAAGUCGCCUUUCCAGCCAGCGUUCCUCCUCACACCAAACUCACAGUGAACGUGGUGAGGAAGAAGGUGAUCAUUACAGUCCCUGUGAAGCUGACCAUCACCACCGGCUUUACCUCUAAGGUUGAGAAUGGAGAGUACAGGUGUGAGGAUGGGAAUUCUAUUACCACUGAAUACAAGGAGGUGAAGAUGGCGUGAGGAACAAAACACAGAAAAGAUUUACUGUUACAAAUAUUAUAGGAAGUUAAUUAGCAGGUUUUUACCUAUCAGAAUUUAAGAAUUAAAAUUGUAUUAAAAUUGAU
Messenger RNA from Clarias gariepinus (North African catfish), 1118 nucleotides. RefSeq names its product epidermal differentiation-specific protein-like. The transcript has a single exon. Lineage: Eukaryota; Metazoa; Chordata; Actinopteri; Siluriformes; Clariidae. The coding region runs from base 7 to 1014 and encodes 335 amino acids. The record is from RefSeq and is a predicted model, not a curated record. Gene Ontology annotation, biological process: visual perception; lens development in camera-type eye. Gene Ontology annotation, molecular function: structural constituent of eye lens.